GCAAGGACUUCUUCCGAUUUACAAUGUCCAUCGAGGGUAUGCCGAUCACUGUCACGUCAGGCCUCGAAUUAGAUGGAGGUGGAGAGACGGAAGGAGCUUUGGUUUUUGCAACGACGCAGUAUUUCGACAUGAACACGGUGCCUUCUGGGGAUAGUUUGGUACGCCCACUCGGUUUCGCGCAGAUCCAGGAGAUGAGUUCUGCCCUCCUUAGUGGCGCGACCAUGAUCGAGGCUGCGACGGAAGAGGCUCCAGACACAGUCCUUGACAUCUCUCUCCGCACGAAGCUGAGUAGCAGUGACGCAUCGACUUCGCCUGAGUUGAUCUUCGUCUUGAAAGGUGGCACAGGAGGAGUACCUGCGGCCCAGAUUUUCCAGGUGCAUCAGUCGGUCAGCAGUGGGUUCGUGCAUGGAGCACGUGUUGCGAGUUCUGUGACACCGACGUCGACAGCUGCAUCUGUGGCAGCUACUACAAGUGCGAAGCCGGAAACUACGUCUUCAACCGAAGAGCCUACUUCAACUGAGGAACCUGACGAAUCUUCCAGCAGUAGUGCCCCUGCAUCUUCCGGAGGUGCCAUUGUCGGCGUCUCUUUCUCCGUAGGUUUCAGUUACAACAGUGCAGCUGCCGGACAAACAGCCUCUCAAGCAGCUCAAUCUGCAACAUUCAAAAACGUUGUUGUGAACUCGGUUGUGCAGACCUACAACUCUGCUGGUGUGCCGAUAACUGCUAGCAAUGUUAACAACGUGGUGACGAGUUACACGAGUAGUGGAGGGUCGUUUUUCGUUUUGACGAAGAAGCACCAUCGCGAUCAUAAGAGCACCAUUUCUAAGGAAGCAAAACUUCUAGUACAUCAAAAGAAGAAACACAAACACAAGAAACUACAACAAGAACUUCUAGCACAUCAUGAACAAGCUGAACAUGAACAAGCUGAACAAGAACUUCUAGCACAUACCCAAGCUGAUGAAGAAGGUACAGUGUCCGUCGAUCUGGCUGAUACCCAAGCUGAUGAAGAAGGUACAGUGUCCGUCGAUCUGGCUGAUACCCAAGCUGAUGAAGAAGGUACAGUGUCCGUCGAUCUGGAUGUGUCUGUCCCAGCAGCGAGUGGAGGAACGACUUAUAGUGCAGUGAGUGUGAGCAGCGCUUUGGACCCAACUGCUUUGGGGAAUACGGUGCAGAGCAACGCCGAAAGCAGCGACCGGAAUAUGGACGUGAAGCAGG
Messenger RNA from Amoebophrya sp. A25, 1215 nucleotides. The record is from the annotation of a GenBank genome assembly. NCBI's taxonomy places the organism in Eukaryota, Dinophyceae, Syndiniales, Amoebophryaceae.